Messenger RNA from Salvelinus sp. IW2-2015, 1559 nucleotides. Lineage: Eukaryota; Metazoa; Chordata; Actinopteri; Salmoniformes; Salmonidae. The record is from RefSeq and is a predicted model, not a curated record.
AGGAUUCCAAGGGAAACCCAGGCCCCAUCCAGAGUUCUGAGAUCGAGCAGAAAUUCCAACGCAACCGUACCGGUUCUCUUACGUUCAACAUCGGCUCCGAUACCUUCGAGAUCCAAUUCAGACAAAUGAGACAGGUGAACGGCAAGAGGAAGAGGAAAGUUGUCCGUCGUCCAAAGUACCAACCACCUCAAAGCGGAAGUCUAAUUGGUCGAGUGACGUCUGCUAUCCAGAGAGUGAAGAUGUCCCCAGCGGGCCAGAGUGAAUCUCCAGAGUGGCAGUUUGGGGGGAAAAGUGGGCGAUGGCACACCUUCAAAGACAGUGCUGACAUUGAAGACCAGUACCAGCAGGACUUCAAUGGAUCCAUGUCCUUCACUGUCAAAGGACAGACCUACAAGCUGGACUUCUCAGCCAUGAAGCAAACCAACCAGUCUACAAGGGUGACGCGCAACAUCAGGCGUGUCUAGAGAGCAUGAUGAACAACUCAACACUCCAACAUCAUCAUUGCUGUUUAUUUUAGGGGACGUAGAAUUGUUGGGUUGCUAUUGUUUACAUGCAAGAACCUGCCAUUAGAUCACUAACGAAAUACAUGCCUAUUGCAGAAAAGGACUACAGAUAUUGGAUAUACUCCUGUAUACACUGUGUAUGAAACAACAUGCACAAUAACAAACUGUUUACCUUUUUCUGUGUGUUUUUUUUUUUUGCCCCGCAAAAGCAAAGUGCAGUAUCUGCAAAUUUGGUAAAAAACAUUUGAUCUGUUUGUUGUAAUGGCCUGGUGUAAUAUGUGAUAAUAAGACAACCCAGUCAAUCAGAAUAUAUCAUGAAGUACCAGAAAUUGCUGUAUGUCUGUCUGGACAGAAAAAUACUUUGAAGUCAGAUUUUGCUGUUAAUUAUUUUAAGCAGAUAUUGCGCUUUGCCUUUGUAGGGUAUACAUAUAUGAGGAAUGCUGUAGUAAACUGCCAUGAUCAAGUAACUGGGACAUUUAGUUAGAUAACAUUUGUGUGCAUGAUGUUGAAAUGUAGGUCAUACCUUUUUAUCUCAGGUGUUGUUCGAAAAGACGGGAAUAUUCAAAGCCCUCAUUAAAUAAGUCUUAAUAUUUUAAUUUAAUCAUUUAUUUGAAUCAAGGGUCAUAGCCAAUUAUAUAUAUACACAUCAUUGGUCAUCUAGCUUGUGUUAAUUUCUAACAUGGUUGUUCAGAAUAAACAGCCCACUGACUGCCUUGUACUUUACCGCUAGAUGAGUUACAUUUUUAUUGCUGCAAUAAAUUCUCAGAAGAACUGUGAGUAAACAAAUUCUGUUAUGAACAGUUGAACAGUUUGACUUAGCAAUGAUGAAUUGAUUAUGUUUUAUGAAAAUCAAUGCAAUACAAUCUACAGUAAUGCAGUAAUGUUGGAAUAACACAAUGUUCCUAUAAAGGGGGCUGACGCUUGUCCUUGGUACCUCAAUAUGAUUGAAAGCUUAAACUGCCGUAUUGUUACUGUACACAAUGAAUAAAGACAAAAACAGUAUAUGUUUCCAUGUAAUAAGGUUUUGAUUAAAAGCUGAAUAAAAUCUGAAAUGUU